AUGAUAGAGGAUGUCGACGCUGGAAAUGUCACAGCCGGAACCAAAUCCAACUCUGGCGGUGUGAAUCUAUAUCAAAACAAGGCCAUCGUGCUGAUUCCAACACCUAGCCCCGAUCCAAAAGAUCCACUCAAUCUUCCAGCAUGGCACAAGUACUUGAUGAUAUUCCUUGUGGGUGUAUACUCUGCAUUUGCCGUUCUUGGGACGUCGGGCUUGGGCGCGGUGUAUCCAGAGGUGAUGAAGAUGUACAAACCAGAAGAAGCAAUCCGCGCGACCGAUUUGAUGACAUAUCCCACCCUGUUCAUGGGACUCGGAAACCUUUUCAGUAUGCCCCUUUCGGUGGCUAUUGGAAGACGACCGGUAUUCUUGGCUUCUCUGGUGUUGCUGCUCGCCUCCAGCAUAUGGUGCGCGUGUUCGGGCAAUAACCUCAGCAGUCACAUCGGAGGCCGCAACAUCUUCAGUAUGGCAGCCGGACAAAGCGAAGCGCUGGCUCCACUUAUCGUCGAAGAGAUUCAUUUCUUACACGAAAGGAGCGCAAAACUUUCAUGGUUUGUUGGUGUACAGACCGUUGGCACUGCUGUCAUGUUCAUUGCAACUACUGCUCUAGUUCCAGUCUGGGGGCUGAAGUGGUGGUACGGGAUCAUCGCAAUUGUCACAGGAGUUCUCUUGAUACUGUCCGUUCUCUUCAUGGUUGAGACGAAAUAUGACCGGCCUGUCGAUGCUGAUGGGGGUUUGGUGCAACUGAAGUUCGACGAGCAGGGGAAUCUCGAUAGCGAAGGCAAGCAGAACUUCCUGUACCAGGUCACCACCAAGCAAACACAUGUUCUGCAGCCAGAAAUCUUCGGGCCGAGAACCUGGCGCUACGAUUUGCGCGUCUUCCACUUCAAACCUGACUGGAAGGCGACAGUAGUCUUCUACAAGGAAACUCUGCAAUGUCUGAUCAUCCCCAAUGUCUUCUGGUUGCUGUGUCUCAAUGGGGCAUUUCUUGGCUUGUACGUUUACCAGGCGUCCACUUUUGCCCAGCUCUUGAUGCCGCCACCACACCUCUUCACGAGCAUGGAGUUGGGCUACGUGCAACUGGUGCAGAUUGCCGAUUGCAUGAUCUUGAUUCCUGUUCUUGGUUACGGAGCGGACUUCCUCGUCAAGUCGAUGAGCCGAUGGCGUGAUGGCAUUUUCAAGCCCGAGUAUCGCCUUCUUCCAAUCGCUUUCCCCGCGAUAUGUGCGAUCAUUUCGGCUGUUCUCUACGGUCGCGGAGCACAAGAUCUACUGAGCUGGCACUGGAUGACCAUUGUUGGGCCGUACCAUCUGGGAUACUUUGCUUUCAUCGGUUGCAAUGUCAUCAGCAUCGCAUACUGCAUCGAUAGCUUUCCCAGGAAGGCAGGACCUUUGCUGCUCGUCGUUUGUGCAGGCCGUGGCUUUAUAUCAUUCGGUCUGAGCUAUUCCACGGUGCCUGCCAUCAAGUCGCUGGGAUAUGAUGGAGCCAUGAACAUAUUGGCUAUCAUAAGUGGUGUACUCCUGGCAGUCCUCGUUCCAGCUUACUUGACGGGUCAAUACUUCAGGAACCUUUUCGCGAAGAAGGUCUUCAAGGAGGAAUCUUCGGUGCAUUGA
This is a messenger RNA of Aaosphaeria arxii CBS 175.79, 1605 nucleotides long. Its product is annotated as major facilitator superfamily transporter. Gene Ontology annotation, biological process: transmembrane transport. The transcript has 4 exons. The record is from RefSeq and is a predicted model, not a curated record. NCBI's taxonomy places the organism in Eukaryota, Fungi, Ascomycota, Dothideomycetes, Pleosporales. Gene Ontology annotation, molecular function: transmembrane transporter activity. The coding region runs from base 1 to 1605 and encodes 534 amino acids.